This is a messenger RNA of Pygocentrus nattereri (red-bellied piranha), 1465 nucleotides long. RefSeq names its product small vasohibin binding protein. The coding region runs from base 411 to 611 and encodes 66 amino acids. The transcript is spliced from 3 exons. Gene Ontology annotation, biological process: protein secretion; negative regulation of protein ubiquitination. The record is from RefSeq and is a predicted model, not a curated record. Lineage: Eukaryota; Metazoa; Chordata; Actinopteri; Characiformes; Serrasalmidae. Gene Ontology annotation, cellular component: apical part of cell.
GGGGCGACCUCGUGUGGCCUCCUUCUCGAUCGGAGAGUUCGGUAUUCAUGAUAGACAGGUGCAUAUCAAAGAGCAAGACAGACGGCGGAUCUUCAGCUCGAACUCCUCUAUUUCUUAUCCCGUUUCGCAUUUAAAGAGCGCAGAGUAAAUAACUCGUUCGCGUGUAAACGCUGAAGCCGAGAACCUGAGAAGGAACGAAUCAGCGGUGCGCAUUUCCAGCCGGGAUUGUUUACCUGUAGCUCCGGGAACAGGCUAGCUGGCUGCUACUGCUGCCGUUUCUCGUUUUUACAGACAAAAUCAACUCGUGCCGGCAUUUUUAGGUCCGCACGUUAUCUGCUUAACCUUUGGUUUGUGGUUGGGGUCAGUUUCCUCCAUUAGAAAGCACUAAGCCUCAGCAGCAACCGGGAACAAUGGAGCCUGCCUGUCGAAAGGAUAAGCAAAAGCAGAAAGAGACCCCGACACGAGGUGACCGAGCUAAACAGAAAUCUGCUCAGCAGGAGCUCAAGCAGAGACAGAGGGCAGAGAUCUACGCCCUGAAUAAAGUAAUGACAGAACUUGAGCAGCAGCAGUUUGAGGCCUUUUGCAAGCAGAUGCAGUCACAAACAGAAUGAAGAUGGGACCAUGUUCAGACUGGACGGACCCAGCUGAAGCUGAACCUGACUUGAGCUAAGUUCCUGUAGAAGUAUCCAGCUUUGUAGUCUACCCCUAGGAUCUGUAUUCACAAAGCAAUUUCAAGUCCCCCCCAAUAUGCCUUUACCACUAUGUGGUUAAAAAAGCAACACCAAUCCAUAAAUCCCAGCCUAGAACUCUUUGUGAAUGUGUUAUUGACGUUACUACCUGUGUAUGUCGUCUGAUAAUCUGUCUGUUUGAUCACACUAAUGCAUCUUACACCGUAGUCAUCACAAGAAGAGUCAAUCGAGUGUGUGUGUGUGUGUGUUGCAUGGUUUCAGGGCAAAGUGCUUAGAUUAGACUGAAUGGACAAUCAAUGAUCAGGUGCAGCUAUCAGUAUUUACAAUAGUGUUAUAGAAAGUUUUUUUUCUUUCUUUUUAAAAAAUGAACAAAUUAUUUAUUUCAUAAAUUGUGGAAGCAACAUCCUACGAUAGUAAAAGAGGAUCAAAUAUGAAAUGAUAAUGUUGGUGCUAUGUGUCAAUCCAUAUGUUAUAAAAAAAUAUAUAUAUAUUCUGUAACAUCUCAUUGUCACCCCUGAUGAAAAGCUGAUUAGCACACCAGUUGUGACAGAUUUUGUAAUGUCAGUUUUAUUUUUCAGACUUGUAUCCUCUUGGUUUUAAACACUUUAUAUUAAUUCUUUGUAUGACUUUUACUCCAUUUACAAUGAUCUGAGGACAACAAGAAAUAUGUCAUUCACUUGGCUGUAUUACUCACUUGUCAAUGAUUGUCUGUCAACCACUAAUGACCACUAAUAUUUUUGUGUAAUGUUUUUAAUAAAUGCAUAUUUUGAACAAUA